Messenger RNA from Arachis ipaensis, 792 nucleotides. RefSeq lists its product as uncharacterized. The record is from RefSeq and is a predicted model, not a curated record. NCBI's taxonomy places the organism in Eukaryota, Viridiplantae, Streptophyta, Magnoliopsida, Fabales, Fabaceae.
AUGAAGGUGUGGGGAUUCGUGCGCUCCAGUUCUCCUUUUCGAAGAUUUAAUGCAAAUUGGUUUGAUGACAUGGCAACUGAUAUUGUAAGAGCUGCAGCAAGUGAAACAACAAAAGUUAUUGUUAAUGAUCUCGGGGAUGAAUUGUUUGCUGUUUUGAUUGAUGAAGCCCGCGACAUUUCUAUUAAGGAGAAAAUGUUAGUUUGUUUAAGGUAUGUGAAUAAAGAAGGGCAAGUUAGGGAGCAUUUUCUUGGUCUUGUUCAUGUUUCUAAUGCCAAUACUUUAUCUCUAAAAUUAGCAUUGGAGUCAUUAUUAGAAACAUAUAAUUUAAGUUUAUCAAGAAUACGUGGACAAGGAUACGAUGGUGCAGGUAAUAUGCAAGGAGAAUUUAAUGGUUUGAAAACUUUCAUAUUGAAAGAAAAUUCUUAUGCUUUCUAUGUACAUUGCUUUGCCCACCAACUUCAGUUAGCUCUUGUAAUGGUUGCAAAAAAACAAGUUGAAAUCGCUUUGUUUUUUAAUUUGUUAACUAAUUUGUGCAAUGUUGUUGGAGCUUUUUGUAAACAAAGAGAGAUUCUUCGUGAUAGUCAGAUGAUUAAGACAAUUGAAGCAUUACAAAGUGGGAAAAUUUCUAGUGGACAUGGUUUGAAUCAAGAAAUGGCUUUAAAGAGAGCUGGAGACACCAGAUGGGGUUCACACUAUGGAACUAUACUUAGAUUAAUUUCUUUGUUUCCUUCCGUGGUUAAUGUUCUUAAAUAUGCUGAGGAAGAUGGAAAUAAUUCAGAACAAAUAGCUUAA